This is a messenger RNA of Humulus lupulus (European hop), 2337 nucleotides long. RefSeq lists its product as uncharacterized. Gene Ontology annotation, biological process: ubiquitin-dependent protein catabolic process. The record is from RefSeq and is a predicted model, not a curated record. Gene Ontology annotation, cellular component: endoplasmic reticulum. The transcript has a single exon. Gene Ontology annotation, molecular function: ubiquitin protein ligase activity; ubiquitin-like protein conjugating enzyme binding. The coding region runs from base 757 to 2016 and encodes 419 amino acids. Lineage: Eukaryota; Viridiplantae; Streptophyta; Magnoliopsida; Rosales; Cannabaceae.
UCUUCCUUUCUGGUUCUCAGUUUUUCCAUAGCAACAUUUUUAUUCUUUUCGCAUCAUAAUGGGUCACUACUCUAAACCCUCUCAUUUAUCUCGCGUAAAUCUCUAAUCAGAAAGCUUGAGAUUUCUUCUAUGGCGAAUCUGAGUCGAGCCCGACUCAGCUAUGGAGGGGGUUGUCAACUCAUGUCAAACUUUGCCUAUACUUUCUCGUUUUGAAGACCCAUCAUCACAAUUGACGACCCAGGUUUUGGUUUAUUUCAUUUAAGUAUUCGUUUCCUAAAUUUUUUCCCAGUUGCUAUAAUACCCUAGAUUCUUAAGCUGGGAUUUAUCGAUUAUGACCGGGUAAUAUACUUUGGAGUGACCAUGUUGGAGUAUUGAAACCUAGCUUGACUUUUUUUUAUUUUUUUAAUUUCAUUAUUCUGGCUAGGGUUUCGAUUGGGUUCUGCUGAAUUUGUGUCCAUUUAAGGGUUUUCUAAUCUGGGAUUCUUCAAUUUUGUGACUGUUGUAUUAGUUGUGUUACGAUUCGUUCUUUCUUUGGGAGAUGAAAGGUAGGGUUUUGUGAUUUGGGGUUAUUCAAAUUUAGUUCAAAUUAGCUGUUUCGAGAUUUGCAUAUUACUUUAUUUUGGAAGAAUAACUGGUUUUAGGAUGCGGGUCUCUUCAAUUUUACGGUGAAGCGCUCUUUUCCUUUUUCUUUUUAUAUCUAGUUUUUGAGCUUCUGAUACAGUAAGCUUUUUUAAUACCUGGGCUUGCGAAAUUGUGAUGGGGGAGGAGACUUCUGACUCGAUGAACCUUGAUUUGAACCUUAGUCCUGGUCCCGACCCAACUUUGGGCUCAGUGUCAAACGUUCCAAUGACUUUAGAUGAGCGGAUUGAUAAUCCUCUUCAUAGAUUUAGGGAGGCUGUAAGGAUUGGAGCCAGACAGCGGUCCAGAUGGCGACGGCUUCAAAUACCACCUGAGGCUCAUAACCUUUCAAUGGAGUUGAACCACCUCAUGGUCAAUUCUAGUAAUGCAACUACUUUGCAGGCAGGUGAAGGUAGUGUCGAUGGAGUAGGAAGAACAAAUCACUUGCCCAAAACAUGUGAAAUUAACAAUGGGAUUUCGGAAGAAGAUGCAUCAGAGAAUAAGAAUGACAUUGAAAAGGGUAAUGCAAGUGAUGGGAGCUUUUUUGAUUGUAACAUUUGUUUGGACUUGUCUAGGAACCCUGUUGUUACAUGUUGCGGUCAUUUGUUUUGUUGGUCAUGCCUUUAUCGAUGGUUACAUUUACAUUCUGAUGCAAAGGAAUGCCCAGUGUGCAAGGGAGAAGUAACAUUGAAGAAUGUGACCCCAAUUUAUGGCCGUGGGAACCAUAAGCUGGAGCCAGAAGAGGACUCUAGUCUUAAAAUUCCUCCUAGACCCCAUGCGCGGCGGGUCGAGAGCUUGAGGCAAACCAUUCAGAGGAGUGCGUUAAAUUUUCCAGUGGAAGAGAUGAUCCGACGCCUUGGCAGUAGAUUUGAUUUGACUAGAGAUUUUAGUCAGCCUCAUGAGCCAGAGAGUGCUCGGGAAACAGCAGAAAGAACAAGCUUGCUAAAUAGGUUUCUGACAACCCGAGGGCUUCGCAGGGAGCAAAAUCCAGUGGAACCAACAGAUGAGGAUGUUGUGGACUUGAACCAAUCAAACAUGGUUGGCCCUGAGGUGGUAGAGAAUCGCCGUCUUCAGUCCCUUUUCAUUCGAAGAACACCUCAAAGAGGAGCGUUUCCUUCUCUUUCAUCUUCUCUUUCAUCUGCAUUGUUCUUUGAGGCCUUUAGGAAUCACCCUCCCAAUAGGAACCAGGAGCAGCAGCCUCCUCCGGUUGAUGAUAGAGAUUCUUUCUCCAGCAUUGCUGCUGGAAUAAAUUCAGAGUCUCAAAUUGACACUGCUGCAGAAAUUGAAUCAGCGGUGUCCCUUUCAACAUCAUCUUCCAGAAGAAGAAAUGAGGCUUCAAGAGUUUCAGAUUUGGAUACCGGAGAUUCACGGGCACCCCGAAGGAGACGGCUGAACUAAAAGCGUACCUUGUUUCCACUUGUAUAACUGGACAAGGUUUUUAUGUAUUCAGUCUGGAAGUUUUCUCACUACCACUUAAUUACAUAACUAUUGCACAGCCAUAGUUAUGGAGUUCCUGCUACUUUAUGCUUCCAGUGUAUUUGGUUCAAAUUAGUUAGUCCUUUUCCAUAUGCUUUCAAUUUGUAAGAAUCAAGUUUGUGUACAACACAUGGGCUGGUUCAUCGUUUUCACUGUACAUAAUCUCAUCAACUAAACAUUUAUUAUGAGCACACUUGUUAUAUUUUCUGAAUUUUCUUAAUAAUCUCUAUUUAGUGAUGCUAA